Naegleria gruberi is the source of this 735-nucleotide messenger RNA. RefSeq lists its product as uncharacterized. NCBI's taxonomy places the organism in Eukaryota, Heterolobosea, Eutetramitea, Acrasida, Naegleriidae. The record is from RefSeq and is a predicted model, not a curated record. The transcript has a single exon. Bases 4 to 669 code for a protein of 221 amino acids.
AAAAUGUUUCAAUCCUCCUUGUUCAAUUUCAAUAGAGAAUAUUACACUUCCAAUAAACGAAAGAAGAAUAAUCACAAUACGAAAGUGAAAGAAAGUAAUGAUGUGAUGGGAAUGCCAAUCGAUUUUUCGAUACCUGUGACUUUGACAGAUCAUAACGAGAAGGAUUUUAAUACCAAUUCCUCCUUUUGGAGUUCGAAUGGAAUGUUUGGACUUUCGAAUAAUGCUUUUGCACAUUUAAAUAAUACUCUACAAACCACUCAAUAUACAUCCAGCAAUAUGAAUCAAGAUUCUCCAAAUACAUCCCCUGCAUCAUCAUCCACCACCAUUCCAAUGCAAAUGAUUCAAGAACGAGUAGAAACUAGUUUACCUAAACAUUAUUCGAUACAUAUCGAAUUGGAUCAUGAACAACAACAUUAUCCACAAUCAAAUAUUGAUCAUCAACAGCAGCAUCACCAACAUUUGAAUCAGAAAUUCGUUUCACAAGAAGAAUUUUUCCAACAAGUUUAUGCUAGAUAUCAAUCCACAGAUUCAGAUGCACUUUCGAAUAAUUCAUACCAUUCAAAUACAUGUAGCAAUAGUACACUCAGUAGUAGUACAAGUGGUAACAACAAUCUUGAUGGACAGGAGGUUGCCACAAGUAUCUUUACUUCAUUCUCAUUUUGGGGUUAACCAUUUUAUUCGAAACACCACAAAACUAAUGUUGUACACUAAAUGUAAAUAAAAUUUCAUUUUGAU